GUUACAGCAGCUGUUUGCCGUUCGUUUUUGGAAGAACGAAGGAACAACAAAGAACGCAUUUUUUCGAUGCACUAAUCGAAAUUUUUGUAGGUUUAUGACGUUUAUGUCCUUUCGUUCUGAUAAUUUAGAUAAAUUAAUGAAUAUUUUUAAAAUUAAAAUAAUGUUUUGUAUUUACAUAUUAUAUUAUCUAUGUCAUUGCUCAGUGUUUAUCACGCUUAGUACGCUUAUCACUUUUCGGGAGAUCUGACCCUAUCGGGCACCAAUAUGGCAAUAUCAGACAUUAACAUUUGACUACUCGAGCUUACCAAAUUAUUAAGUAAUUAAGUUCCYACCUAUUAACUAUGACACGACAAUAGGUACUAAAGUAAUGAAAAUACUUUAAUAUUGAAGUAAAUUUAAAUCUUUUAAAGUAAGUAAGUUACUAAAUUAUAUUACUUAUCUAUAAUUUCAUUAACGAUUCAAAACAAGAUAACUCUUUGCUGUUGAAUAACGCAUUUUUUUAACAUAUUAAUGAUAAGAAGAAAGAACUAUAAAGCUGAGUGAAAAAUGCAUCACCUAUUGAAAUAUAUAUUUGCUUCGAGCCAAUGUUGCUGUAAAAUGUAUUUACCUCAGUACAGAAUGUGUUUUCCAACUGUACUCCCAAAUAAUAAAUCAUUUUUGUCAGUCCGAUCGUAUAAAAAUCACAGGAUUAUGGCAAAUGUUUAUUUUGCGGAUGAUCGAUUUUCAAAGCGUCACAAUAAAUUUAAAAAUGMUAUUCGAGAUAAACAGAUUAUUUUACAAAAAACUAAACAAAAAUUUCAAACCAAAGGUAAAUUCAUUCUGGAUGACAUCAAGGAAACUAAAUCAAAGGUACGGGAUACUAUAAAGGAGAAUGUUUGGACAAUACCUAACAUGCUAUGUAUGACUAGAAUAGUCCUAAGUCCUUUUCUGGGUUAUCUUAUUGUCAAUGGAAACUUUGAGUAUGCUCUCAGUUUUGUGGCMAUAGCAAGUGUAACAGACUUAAUUGAUGGGUGGAUUGCUAGGAAUUUCCAAGGACAGAARUCGAAAUUAGGUAGUUUCUUGGACCCAAUGGCUGACAAAGUACUUGUGGGUACUAUGUUUUUAACAUUGACUUAUAUAGAUUUAAUCCCAAUAUACCUUACUGGUAUAAUUAUAUUAAGGGAUCUGGUUUUAAUUGGUGCUGCCUUUCAAAUUCAUUAUAUGUCAAUACCUAAACCCAGGACUUUAAGUAAAUUAUUUGAUGUCACCAAUACCAAUGUUCAACUAGCACCCAUGUUCAUAAGCAAGGUGAAUACUACAGUUCAAUUAGCAAUGGUUUGUGCUACUUUAGCUGCUCCAGUUUUCGACUUUGUUGAUCACCCUGCACUCAAAGCGUUGUGGUGGCUAACAACUGCUACUACAGUGUCAUCGGCAAUAAGUUAUAUAGUGCAUAGAAAAAAGACUUAUAAAAUAUUUAAUAACCUAAAAAGAUAAUUUUUUUUUACUCAUCCUACAUACAUAAACAAUGUAUU
Molecule: messenger RNA, 1511 nt
Organism: Diuraphis noxia (Russian wheat aphid)
Lineage: Eukaryota; Metazoa; Arthropoda; Insecta; Hemiptera; Aphididae
Product: cardiolipin synthase
Biological process (GO): cardiolipin biosynthetic process
Cellular component (GO): membrane; mitochondrion
Molecular function (GO): cardiolipin synthase (CMP-forming) activity
Source: RefSeq, a predicted model, not a curated record